CUUACACAAUGACACUUUCCGUUACUUUAGCCUGCGAGUUGUAAACGCGGCGUGGGAAAGGGAGCUAAUUCCGUAGGCUGUUCAAGUUUGGACCAUCGUUUUAAGGUUUAGACUUAUCGAUCGUUGCCGCACACGGUGCUGAACUGAGGAAAAGCAAAUUUCCCCUGAAAAAGGACGAGGCAUACUUCUUUUGGUGAAACUGUUUCGAUCUAGCGUAGGCCCAGCAGAGAGCUCCCCAAAAGUUUGUUGUGGUCACGUGACGGUAGACGAAUGUGGCGAUAAAAGUUCGUUUGGAGCGUUAAACUAGCUUUGGGUGUUAUACAGUUGAAAGGUAAUAUACGCCGAGCCCGCUGCAAUGCCUCAGCCGAAGUACCGCAAGAUUGCUGUGAUCGGUUACAGAUCAGUAGGAAAGUCCUCUCUCACAAUUCAGUUUGUGGAAGGGCAGUUUGUUGACUCCUAUGACCCCACAAUUGAAAACACCUUCAAUAAAAUGGUCAGCGUCAAUUGUCAAGACUUCAAUCUUCAGCUGGUUGACACAGCUGGACAAGAUGAAUACUCAAUUUUUCCACAGUCCCACUCAAUGGACAUCCACGGCUAUGUCCUUGUUUAUUCAGUGACAUCCAUGAAAAGUUUCGAGGUCGUUCAGGUUCUACACGACAAGCUGCUAGAUAUGGUUGGAAAGAUUCAAGUUCCAACUGUUCUUGUUGGGAACAAAAAAGAUCUCCACAUGGAAAGGGUCAUAAAACCUGAGGAAGGAAAGAAGCUUGCUGAUUCCUGGGGCGCUGCUUUCAUGGAGUCCUCAGCCAAGGAGAAUGAGACCGCUGUGGAGGUUUUCAAGAGAAUCAUAUUGGAGAUGGAGAAAGCUGACGGGAAUGCCCCGCCGGAGGAGAAGAAGUGUGCCAUGAUGUAAGAGUACUGUGGACAUGGUAAAAAUCACGUACUUGCUGAAGACAGGAGGCACAGCUCCACCAGCAUACCAACGACGACCUCAACAAAAGCCGGCACUGCUUCCAUCUUCAGUUCACACUAACCUAUUCCACCAGAAGAAGCUCAGGCAAAGAAGCACAUUCAUUGGACAUUUGCUCUAGGUUAUUGGAUUCAUGCAGGGGUAUAAUUUUAGCCCAAAAAACACAGAUACUUAUGAACUGUUCCCAAAAUUCUCUUGAUUAUCUAAUGGUAAUUAUUCAUGAAUGCCUGAUGUUGCUACAACAUUGGUUUGUGUAAUUUUUGAGUGGUUGCUAAACAGUGGUGGUGGCUUGACAGUUAUGGACUUCCUGUUCACAACGCUCUAAGUAUGGGGGUUGAUUAUGUCAGUGGUGGACUGCUUUGGACCCUCUGUUAUGAGCCUUCACAAAGGAUUUUUUUCCACACUUCUUUCCAUUGUAAUUUUACCAGAUUCCUUGCAAACUAUUUAUACACUAUAGCCACUCAACUGUUUUUCUGCUGAGCAGAUUAUGUCACUUUCCUCAUUUCUACUUUUCUAUUACCAGUAACAUCUGUCAGGGGAAAAAAUACAAUUUUUCCACUUAUUGCUUUUACUCGAUUAUGAAUAGAGUAGGUUUUGCUGUUUUUUGUUGUUUUGCUUAUGAGUGAUGCAGCCUUUAUGCUCCCCAUCAGUUUAGAGUAGUGCAUAACAGUAAUUUAUGAAGUCAUUUUAAUGUAAAAUACAAUGAAAUGAAUGGCCUGAGUUACAUUUGUUGGUUAUGAACGUGUCAUGAUUUUAAGAUUCAUUGAGUCGUGAUAUACACAUAUGAUUAAAUUUAAUCUCUGGCUAUAACAAUCAUUGUCAGACACUUGAGAUGCAAUGUUUGCAUUUAGUUUUUCGUGGCCUGUUGCCUUAAGAGACACCUGUCUGUGGACUAUAAUCACAUUACAUAUGUUUUCCCUCAUGUAAUUUUUUAAAAUAUCAAGUGCUUGCUUCGUAAGUAGUUUCUACAAUGGCCGGAGGCUGGUGAGGCUGUGUCUUGUGCCUUACACAUUUUUGAAACUCACAUCUGGUUCCUUUCAUGACCAAAGGUGCUCUUACAGGGUUUCUACUUCUGUCUGAUAACUUGAUCUAAUGGGUGUUGAUAGUGGUGGUGCUGGUGUGCACAACACGGACGCUUAAAUGCCGAUGUCGGCCUGCGUUCAUUCAGAAUCUUGCUGUAAACAGUUUGUAUAUAAAAUCUGUUACUCAGUUGAUGUGGUUGUGUGUUUUUGUCCCACAUUUUUAUUGAUGUCGCCAAAUUGAAAAAUACCCAUUUUUAAGUGCAUUCCUCUGAUGCUUUUAGAGAAAAAGGCAACUGAUUUAAUAUGCAAUGGAACUGCCACAGUCA
Corythoichthys intestinalis (scribbled pipefish) is the source of this 2315-nucleotide messenger RNA. It is a transcript of the gene rhebl1, whose product is annotated as Ras homolog, mTORC1 binding like 1. Gene Ontology annotation, molecular function: GTPase activity; GTP binding; GDP binding. The transcript is spliced from 8 exons. Gene Ontology annotation, cellular component: plasma membrane. NCBI's taxonomy places the organism in Eukaryota, Metazoa, Chordata, Actinopteri, Syngnathiformes, Syngnathidae. The record is from RefSeq and is a predicted model, not a curated record. Gene Ontology annotation, biological process: small GTPase-mediated signal transduction. Bases 356 to 910 code for a protein of 184 amino acids.